Mercenaria mercenaria is the source of this 1584-nucleotide messenger RNA. RefSeq lists its product as uncharacterized. The transcript has 2 exons. The record is from RefSeq and is a predicted model, not a curated record. Lineage: Eukaryota; Metazoa; Mollusca; Bivalvia; Venerida; Veneridae. The coding region runs from base 479 to 934 and encodes 151 amino acids.
UUAACAUUCUGGUCUUGAGCAUGAUUCGUGAACUCUGUAUGCAAGGUGAUGUCAAAUGGAACAUUUUUGAUGAACAUUUUCUCGCGCUCAGCAGCUUUCACCAACUUUGGUUCACCAACUUUGGAAGACCAUUUGCUGAGGCCUGUAAAACAUUAAAGGUUCGUGACUGGGCGAAAAAUUCAAUCGGUAAAUAUAUAUUUGACAAAGCAUAAAAAAAAUGCCCCUACGUAAUGUGAGCAAACUUCUAAUAUUGCCCCGCCUCAUUCUGUUUAUAAUGUUAAAAUUUCUCUAUUUUCCUUAACCUUUUUAUCGCAUGAUCAGAAUUUUAUGCAGAAAUUACAUCAGUAUGUUUUGAUUUCAUUUUUCUUACCUUUUCGAUGCGCUGGAGACCCAUCAAAUAAUCAAAGCUACCAUCGUCGUUCGAUGUAAGGCAGUUUAAUGUUGUGCACAUGGUAAAUUAGAAAUUAGUAAACCUCAUAUGUUCUUUGGUGUACCUGGAAUGGCAACAAACAGAAUGUUCGAGGGGAUGUUUGAGAGCUUAAAGACAUACAAACCGAGAUACGUCUUCAUCAAUCUAGGAGGGAACGAUAUCACAGAUUCAUGCAACCCCCAUGAUAUAUAUCUGAAUAUUAUCAACAUUGUAGAAGAACUGUAUAACUGUGGAGUGGAACGCGUUUUUGUUGCAAGUAUAGUGGAGAGAGGAAAAUUUCCCAAGUGGACUGGUUUAAAUCACAAAUUUUUCAACGUAUACAGAAGAUCUGUGAACAAAAAGUUAAAGAAAUAUUUUGCACGUGAUUUUGUGCAAAUUGGUAAAAGACUGAUCUAUUCGAGAUAUUAUGAUUUGGACUUAGUACAUCCAGGAAAUAGACAAGGAGGAAUGAAGCUAUUCAAGCAUGAGGUGUUGAAAGCAUUCAAAAAGACAGGACACUGUUAGUGUAUAUCACCAAAUAUCAUUAAUUUUAUGUUUUAUGCGUGUAAUAAUAUAUUUGUAUGUAGCUAUUCUUAUUAUAUAUAUAAUAUAAAUUCAGCAAUGCUUUUGUAUUGAAAUAAUCCUAUUAGCGCUUUAAUAAACUUCAGAAGCUUCAACAUUCCCGUUUGUGUUUUUAAAAAAUGUCUACCUACGCGUAACUGCUAAACGGCUGUUUUCAUGGGGGCAUUUUUAGAGGGUGAUGUUUCUCAGAACAGAUUAUUUUUCCUAUAUUCAUCAUAACAUGUCAAUAUUUUUCUAUUUUUUAAAAGAAGACAUGUUGUACUAAAUGAUCAUAUAUGGUUUUCGUAUCAUUGAAAUGCUCUAAAGUACUGAAAAUGAGGUCUGAAUAUUUUGUUAUUAAUAUGAAAUAAAUAAGGAAUUGAAAAGGUAGAAUGUUACCUAUAACAAUGCCAUAUAAGAAUAGACAAUAAAAGCACGAACACCCAGGUGGCAAUCAGCAGCAUUAUAUUACGCACUAUACUAUUACUACGGCAGACUUCUUUUAUUAUCAAAGUGAUAUGGAUUUGGAGUUGUCCGUCUGACUGUUGGAGAGUGCUUCCGUAGAUUUAAACUUCGAUCGUCGAGAUGGCUGGAAAUUCAACGUGAGCUCUAAA